AUGGACGGAAACACUCUGGGAUCCUAUGGCGGCAGCCUCGUCGCUCGUGCAGGCGGUUUACAUCCCCCACCAGAAGUCCUCCUCAGCUGGCCAAGACCGAAUUAUGUCGACCCGGAGGAGCGAGGUUGGGGACCACCAAUACUGCUCAUGGUCGUCUUGGGCAUCACCUUCCUGGUAUACUGUGCGCGGAUGUGGGCAAGGCUGGUCAUAUCGAAGAACUUUGGGCUGGACGACAUACUUGUCAGCAUAGCAAUGUUUCCACUGUUUGGUCUGACCAUUUCAAGCGUGCUUGGCAUUCGUAUCUAUGGCUUCCAAUGGCACGUUUGGGAUCAGACCAAAGAAACACUAGUAACGACAAGAGAGAUCGCUUUUGCAAUUGAACUCAACUACAUGUUAACCUCGACGCUGAUCAAAGUCUCGAUCCUUUGCUUCUACCGGCGAAUCGGUGAUCGUCUGACGAACCAGUUUAUCUACUGGGUCUACGGCACCAUCGCCUUCUGCAUUAUUUACGGAGUUGCCUUCACUAUCGCCAUUGUCUUCACAUGUACACCAGUCAUAGGAUUCUUCCGCCUCUUCGACAUAUCCUGGAGACUGCAGAAUGAGCUGACGUGUCGUAACGAGGGAGCCCUCAUCGUCGCAUGCGCCGUGAUUUCAUUGUUCCAAGACUUCAUCAUCUGCCUGCUACCAGUACUUUUGAUUUGGAACCUUCAGAUCAGCAAACGCCAGAAGAUCGUCACCUACGACAUCACCUGGGCGGCAUAUUCUGGCUGGAUCUGGACGACACUCGAAGCCCAGCUAGCUGUGAUGUGCGCCUCAGCGCCCUCGCUCAAAGUCUUCCUCGGUCGCUACUUCAGCAUGUACACCUCGCGCGCCGGCUACUCGCAGACUGGAAUCCCCGGUCAAGCGUCCGGUCCAUCUUCGAAUACACUAUCGCAAGGCUUCACCGGGAAAGCAUCCCAGCACUCGACACAGCGAUCACAGUGCACUGCUGGAUCGAUUCGCGGCGAUGUUCCGUUAGAAGGCAUCCAUAUAACCAACAAGUUGGAUGUCAAGGUUGAAGAGCGCGAUUAUUACGAGCAUGCGAGCCUCUACAGCACGAAGGAGCUCACUGCGCUACCUGUGUCAUCGCAGCCGGGUUGGCGGGAUGGCUGCAAGACAGUCUGCGCAGCGCUCCGACCGGGCAGCAGAGGCACAUCAGCAACUCGUGGACGGAGUCGCGAGCGCGACAUCGAAGCCGGUCGCGCUUACUGA
Messenger RNA from Alternaria arbusti, 1251 nucleotides. RefSeq lists its product as uncharacterized. The record is from RefSeq and is a predicted model, not a curated record. The transcript is spliced from 4 exons. Lineage: Eukaryota; Fungi; Ascomycota; Dothideomycetes; Pleosporales; Pleosporaceae. Bases 1 to 1251 code for a protein of 416 amino acids.